UUAUCUAGUUGCUAAUAAAUGAUCUCCAUGUAUUAUUGCGGACUGCAUGAUUUUGUCGAUAAUUUUUUUUCAUGAAAGUUGUAUAAUUAAUAAACUAUAACCAAAUGCCUUCAAACACUUUCAUGCAACGGAUCAACAUUGAGUGAUUCUCAGUUAACCCAAUCAGAUGACAUGAACCGUAUCUUGACUUGAAGCUGGUUACAAAGCAUCAUCACUUUUUCUCUUUAAUUGUUGUGACGUUGUCACUGAAUCAACACACUAUUUAGUCUUCCGAGUUUUUUUACCGUUUAGUGUUGUUUAAGAUGACGAUAAGAAUAAUGAAACUAGGGAAGAGUGUAUAACCAAUUAUCCAUUAUUUUAUCAGAUUCAUUACUUUCUCUCCAUUAUCUUAAAGUCAUCUGAUCAGCAUUGAUAAAUGAUAACAUUUUUAAUCUUCCUUCUAGAUUAAUAAAGAACAUCCAAUCUGGUAUCUAUUUCUUCUUCCACUAAGAUCUCAAGGAUGUUCACCUGUAUAUCUGAUUAAUCGUUUGAAGAUGGUUUUGAUUAUGCUAACAAAGUCUGGUUAUUGUGCUUAAAUGUGAUAUUCUCAAAUAGUGAUUCGUAUUGUUGACAAGCCUUUAAAAUAAAGCAAGAAAAUGGAGCAACUGACCAUGCUGACCCUGCUUGCCUUUUCCAUGCUUUUUGGCAGCUAUUUUGCUGGUACAGUUCCUUUGGUAUUUAACUUUUCAGAGGAAAAAAUAAGAUUUCUAACAAUUUUAGGCUCUGGUAUUCUGGUUGGCACAGCUUUGUCAGUUAUCAUUCCAGAAGGGGUCAAUACAAUAUAUGCCUCUGCUUAUAAGAACCAUCUAAAAGCAUCAGCGUCAUCAACUUUAAAGGAAGUUGAAGAUUUACCUCAUUCUGUUAUUGGUCUAUCAUUGUUGAUUGGUUUUGCUUUUAUGCUUGUCAUUGACCAAUUUGCCACCCGACAUACCAGCUCUGCUAGUUAUUCAACCCUAUCAACCACCAGUGAUAACAAUUUAGAGACUGGGGGAGUUGGAAGUGAUAACUCUCAUGUAAUUAGACCAUCUAGAAAGGCCUCAUCGUCCAAGAUAACAGCAACUAUUGGUCUCGUUGUCCAUGCUGCUGCAGAUGGUGUUGCACUCGGUGCCGCAGCAACCACAUCUCACACCGAUGUGGAAAUGAUUGUAUUUUUUGCCAUCAUGCUGCACAAGGCUCCAGCAGCUUUUGGUUUAAUUACCUUCUUGAUGCAUGAAGGUGUAGAUCGAAAAAAACUUCGUAAUCAUCUCUUGGCGUUUUCUUUGGCUGCACCAGUCGGAGCUUUUGUAACAUAUUUUGCUAUAAAUGAAUCCGCACAAGAGACCCUUUCUGAUUAUAAUGCCACGGGUGUUGCAAUGCUUUUUAGCGGUGGUACAUUCCUCUAUGUAGCGACAGUACAUGUUCUACCGGAGAUUAUCCAUCAUCAAGCACUUAAAUUAAGUGAACUCUUAACGCUAGUCGGUGGAUCACUUUUACCUUCUCUUUUGACAGUGAAACAUCAUCAUUAAGCAAUAAUUCAAAGAAAAGGUGAAGUGAUAAACUUGAUGUCAAUAAGAUUUCAUUCUACACUUGUACAUUUAAAUCUAAUGGACUGAUUGUUUGAUAUUUUCAUCAAAGACGAGAAAUUCAUUUGGAAUAUCUGUAAAUUAGUUGAAACUUAUUCAAGCAUCCAAUCGUUGCUCCUGCUAGCAUUUUUGCAGAGGAAAAUAACAUCUUUCUUUUUAUGAUUGGCGUUGUGGCCAUUAUCUCCAAACCUCAAGUGAUUUCUGUACUUUGAAGCCCUUUGAAAAUAUUUUUAUAAAUUACAAAAAUUAUAUUUCCAAUAAUUUAUUAAAAAACUAAAAAAUUUUAAAGAAUA
Molecule: messenger RNA, 1894 nt
Organism: Tetranychus urticae (two-spotted spider mite)
Lineage: Eukaryota; Metazoa; Arthropoda; Arachnida; Trombidiformes; Tetranychidae
Gene: Zip102B
Product: Zinc/iron regulated transporter-related protein 102B
Biological process (GO): zinc ion transport; transmembrane transport
Cellular component (GO): membrane
Molecular function (GO): metal ion transmembrane transporter activity
Source: RefSeq, a predicted model, not a curated record